GAUAAAAGAAGAGAGUGACUUAAAUAAAAUGCUUGUGUAUACAGUUAAAAAAAACUUCUGUGCAGUUUAUUACCAUCUUUCAAGCAAACAUAUUGGUGUAAAAUAUCAAGAAACGCUUUGGAAUUUGUGUUUAUAAAAAUCUUCAGAGCAACAGUCGUUGCAAUAAUUUGAAUGCCGAAUUAUUAAGAACAAAGUGAGAUUGAAAUUUUGCAUCAUGCGUAUAGAGAAAAAAAUAUUGAAAUACGUUAAUGAUGAAGAACGUGCUUUAGAUGAAGAAGAAAAAAGGCUUACAGAUACAAUUCGUCUUUUGAGUCAAGAACUAACCCUAGUUCAGACAGAGCAAAGUCAACUUCAUUAUUUAUUACAAGAGGCCUUAAAAGAAUCAAUGUACCAUGGAUCAAUGGUAGAGGAUACUAAAGAAUUUAUCAAAAAGGAGGAGCCAUCAUUUUCCCAGAAUUCACAAUCAAAUCACAAUAUUGAUGAUCCCGAAAUGAUAAAUAUUCAAAAUCUAGAUUUAGAUAUACUCGAUGAUUUAUUGGAAGAAAAAGUAGAAAAAACUGAAUAUGAAGUAGAGGAAGAAAAUGAUGAUCUUGUUAUAGACAUGGACAAUAUGCAAUUUUAA
Messenger RNA from Ctenocephalides felis (cat flea), 622 nucleotides. Its product is annotated as myosin-10-like. Bases 215 to 622 code for a protein of 135 amino acids. The record is from RefSeq and is a predicted model, not a curated record. The transcript has 3 exons. NCBI's taxonomy places the organism in Eukaryota, Metazoa, Arthropoda, Insecta, Siphonaptera, Pulicidae.